Messenger RNA from Rotaria sp. Silwood1, 1239 nucleotides. The record is from the annotation of a GenBank genome assembly. Lineage: Eukaryota; Metazoa; Rotifera; Eurotatoria; Philodinida; Philodinidae.
AUGUAUGAAGAUCAAAUGUGGCUUGAAGAAUGUAUGGAUAAUGAUCCUUGGGAAAAUGUAGAAAUUGAACCAAUGUUUCAAUAUCCUGUUAUGGAGAAUGACUUUUUAUCUAACGAAAUUAGUCAGACUCCUCCAGAGAAAGAUAUUGCUGCAGCGCUUGUUUUAUUAAAGGUACGUCAUCGAAUAUCAACUAAGGGUAUUAAUGAUUUAUGUAAACUAUUAAAACUGUUGAAAAUGCCAAAUGCUCCGAGAAGUUUUUAUCGGAUUAAACGUCUAUUACUACCGAAUCCUUCUGCAUCAACUUCUGCAUUCGUUACUUACAUUUGUCCAGUUUGUUGUGAAGCAACAACAUCAUUGCAUCACUGCAGCAACAAGCAUUGUACAGAACAUAAACGUUUUCAUGCACCACCUUUGUAUUAUUUACGAAUGCCAAUUCUUCAACAAUUACGAGAAAUUCUUGAUCAUGCACCACCAUUAAAUUUUGAACAACAGCAAGAAAAACUUACUUCAGAUAUUGAUGAACAACCUCGUUUACGCACAAAUGAAACUUACGACACAUUUAUGAAGGUUUACGCACAAGAACGUUUGCUAAAUCAUGUUGAGCUUCGUGAUCGUUUACGAGGUCAUAUAAGUCCUUGUGUUCUUCGAGAAUUAACUUACUUCGAUGUUGGAACUAGUUUUUUAUCAGAUUCGUUGCACAAUGUAUAUCAUGGUGUGAUGAAACGCUUACUUCGUCUUUGGUUUAACAAAAAAUAUAGAAAACAACCAUGGAGUAUUUGUUCUAAGUUAAAUGUAGUUGAUCGUUAUUUAUCUUCAAUAAAUUAUCCAUCAACAACUGUUCGUAUACCUCGUUCGUUAUCAAAAUAUGAACAGUACAAAGCAAAUGAACUUCGAAGUAUUCUACUAUUUGGUUUUCCUGCUUUAUGCUUUGUCCUACCACUUCGAUAUGCAAGACAUUUUCUUUUACUUGUCGUUGGAAUGCAUAUAGCUGAAUCUCGUUGUAUUCAUCGCACACAACUGGAAGACAUUCGUGUAUUGUUUCAUCGUUUUCUAAAAUUGUUUCCAAUUCUUUACACUCCACGAUUUAAUUCUCAGUCGGUUCACAGUUUGCAUCAUAUAGCUGCAAGUGUAACUGAAUACAGUUCGUUGAGCAAUUACUCAACUUUUAAUUUUGAAAGUGUUCUAGGUUUAAUAACUUCCACUGUUCACUCUACUCGUCGGCCUGCAUGUGAAAUUUAA